UGAUAAUAUGUUAAAGUGGGUUUUGUUUGGAGUCCUGUCUCCUCUGUUGACAAGAUGGAUCACAGAAAAAUGCAACAAUCCAGUGAUGCCAUGUUUUGUUUUCUACCCUGCCCGGAAAAUGUGUGUGCCACAGUGGGACAAGGAGAAGACUAAACUACUUUUUUUUUUUUUUUCUCCAGCAGCUUCACACAAACCUCAGAAAAUCAUGUUCAAAAGAAGCUCUGAUGGUUUGCAACAAGUGGUUUGAUGGACAGAGCACGUUUGGUUUUCAUUAGAUUGUCUCGACACUGACCCCCUGCCCCAUCUACAGUAAUAUGAAACCAGCCCUCUGGCAGGCGCACUGUGCGGAAGAGCACCGAGCAGAGCUGAUGCAGUCUGCACUGCUUUCACUACCCGGUCCGCAGGCUGGACUGCGCUGCCGCACACAGCACCAGAAGCUACCCAAGUAGUGCCACAUUACCCGAAACGUGCAAUGGCAAAGAAGUAGUGUUCACGGGCAUAGAUGGUAAACCUGUGCAGUCUUCGCUGAGGGAUUAUUUGUGUGUUUUUUGUUUCCUGGAGGUGUGAUAUCGCAGCCAUGGUGUGCUGUCAGACUCCCAGAAGUUUACGCAGAGGAGACUGUGGCUUCGCUCCUCUGCUGGCCGCUGCGCUCCUCAGUCUUCUGUUCGCAGGGAUGCAACAAACCGCAGCGUUUCCCUCCUGGAGGUUAGAGGAAGAAGCUUACACCACUGUGUUGCUCAUCGGGAUCCGCAAAGAGUCCCGGUCACAGGUGCUACACCUCUCCAGGAACAAGCGCUACACCCUCACCCCGGAGCAGCUCAAAUGGGACCAGUUCAAGCUAACAUACAAGUUGCUCUCCUUUCCUACAAACUUGAUAAAUGCCAGCGACACGCGUCGAGGCAUUGCCAGGGCUUUUGGCAUGUGGAGUGACGUCUCGCCGUUCAGCUUCAAAGAGGUGCCAGCUGACCAAGAAGCAGACAUUAAGAUCGGCUUCUACCCCAUCAACCACACAGACUGUCUGCAGUCCUACUUGCACCACUGUUUCGACGGCAUCACAGGAGAAUUGGCUCACGCAUUCUUCCCGCCAACUGGCGAGAUCCACUUUGAUGACCACGAAUACUGGAUUCUGGGAAACAUGCGAUUUAGCUGGAAGAAAGGGGUUUGGCUGACGGAUCUUGUCCAUGUGGCAACUCAUGAAAUUGGCCACGUCCUUGGACUCAUGCACUCCUUGGACCCGAAAGCUAUAAUGCACCUAAAUGCAACUUUGACAGGGCGGAAGUUAAUCACACAGGAUGAGGUGUGGGGUUUGCACCGUCUCUAUGGAUGUUUGGACCGGUUAUUUAUCUGUCCGGCCUGGGCUCGGAAAGGCUAUUGCGACAGCAAGCGCAAGCUGAUGCAGAAGCACUGCCCCUCCAGCUGUGAUUUCUGUUACGAAUUCCCUUUCCCCACUGUGGCUCCCACCCCGACACCCCCGAGGACCAAACACAAGCUGGUCAUUGAGGGCAAGAAGCUCACUUUUCGCUGUGGGAAGAAAAUAGCAUCGAAGAAAGGCAAAGUAUACUGGUACAAGGACGGAGAGCUGCUGGAGUACUCUCACCCGAACUACAUCUCCUUGAAAGACGACCACAUUACCAUAGUGGCCAACGCCAUCAACGAAGGCACAUACACCUGCAUUGUGAAGAAAAAAGAAAAAGUUCUCACAAACUACUCGUGGAGAGUACGUGUGCGCUUCUGAAGGCCACGCCAGCAACCAGCUCCUCUGCACACUGAACAGGACGCUAUAACACACACGGUCACAAGCAGACCUCAUUCACUAGGGCACAUAUUUCUGUUUUUUUUUAUUUUUUUUUAUACUGUCUCCUGUAUCACCCACUUACAACUGUCUAUCGUUGAUUGUCAUUGUGUUAAGGCGUUUUAUUAUGUGCAAAUAAUAAAUGUUCCGUUACAAGUAGACUUUUAGUGAAAAUACUACCUGACUGUGAAAAGCUGUUCCUGAGAGACGUUACAUUUUAUUUAGUGAUGAAAGAUCCUUAGUCUUCGUCAACUGUUUAGGACGUCGACUCUGGAUUCAUCAGACAUGGUUUUCUUCAAAGCUCUCGCUGUUAAGGCAGUAAUGGAGUCCAAGGGAACCCAGGGGUUCUUUGGGUGUCCCCAACAAAAUGAGAACCAACAUAACUCUUGUUUAAUUCAAAAGAUAUAAACAAAGCUGGACACAGGUCUGGACACACUCUUCCACUAUAUACCCUUGGAAAAGGUGUCAUCCAAAACAUAUCCAUGUCCCUAAUGCGUUUCUUUUUAGAGCCCUUAAAGUUACAGAAGCCUUUGCUUAGAUGCAUGCCAUUUGAAUAAUUUACGCACUGACCAAACUAAGCUACAAAAGCCAGAAUAAGCAAUGUUGUCUACAGCCUUUGGAACUAUUUGGACCUUAAACCGCAUAUGGAACACCUCAGACGUCUAGCAUACUUUACUAGCCUCACAGUGAAGCCAGCAGUCUGCCUCCCGAGACUAAGCAGUCAGUUCCACUAGCAGCUCUCUUUCCAAGCUUAUUCAACACAUCAGGUGUAAUAAUCUGUAGAGGGGCUCCGGUGGGGGCAGGGGAUAGAUAAAACUGAUUAAUGAACAUUUCCAUUUAGUGCUGGCUCUAGACGUCCCAAGACGAGGGGAUUUUUCUGCGCCUGUUCCAGUGAAAGCAGCAAGUGGUCUUGCAGGGAAUAAAACUGUACUGUUUAUUUUUCUUCGGCUCAAAAUCAAAGAAUUUAUUGGUUUAAUUCUGAAGACGCAGAGCCAUUUAAAAACAAAGGCUGAGCAAGGUCUGGGCCUCUUUUUCCCUGAAAGAACAAAGUACUGAGACAAAGUGUGCAGUGCAAAGAAUGACAUCACUUUUGGACAGCGACUACCAAGUUGGGUUCAAGGCUGGAUUUUUUUUUUUUUUUUAAGGCUCGACUUCCCUUCAUUUUUUUUCUCCGCUGGCAGUGUGCGGUUGUGUUUGCAUAGCUUGGACAGAGUUUAUAAAUAUAGGGAAGACGGCAGACAAAACAAAGUUUCAAACUUUAUUUCUAGCAAAAACAUCGUCCCCCUGUCAUCGAGUGACCUGACAGUCCGAAGUAACUUUGUAACAUAAUGUUGGAUGGAAACACAGCCAGUGCUGCAUCAUUAUACAGUAGCUCAGGCAGCCAGGAAAUACCAACCAUUUAUAAAAUCUGGUCCUCUCUCAUGAAGUAUAAAAA
Messenger RNA from Larimichthys crocea (large yellow croaker), 3227 nucleotides. RefSeq names its product matrix metallopeptidase 23ba (gene mmp23ba). NCBI's taxonomy places the organism in Eukaryota, Metazoa, Chordata, Actinopteri, Sciaenidae. Gene Ontology annotation, biological process: proteolysis; extracellular matrix organization; collagen catabolic process. Gene Ontology annotation, cellular component: extracellular matrix. Gene Ontology annotation, molecular function: metalloendopeptidase activity; zinc ion binding. The transcript is spliced from 8 exons. The coding region runs from base 578 to 1735 and encodes 385 amino acids. The record is from RefSeq and is a predicted model, not a curated record.